Messenger RNA from Topomyia yanbarensis, 1113 nucleotides. RefSeq names its product putative nuclease HARBI1. NCBI's taxonomy places the organism in Eukaryota, Metazoa, Arthropoda, Insecta, Diptera, Culicidae. The transcript has 4 exons. The record is from RefSeq and is a predicted model, not a curated record. The coding region runs from base 12 to 1085 and encodes 357 amino acids.
AACGAUUGAAAAUGAGUUCCAUCGAAGCUUGGUUUAGCGAUUGCGAAGAAGAGAAGGCUAGUGAUUUAGCUAUUCGAAGAAGAAGGAUUCGCGAUGCAUCCAAUCCAUUGGAUUUGCCAGAUGAAACCUUUGUACAGUACUUCCGUGUGUCCAAAGACCUAUUUUUGUACCUGCUAAACAUAUUGGAAGCUAAGAUCAAUCCACCAGUUGGGUCACAAGCCAUUCUACCAAUUUUUAAACUAUCCGUUGCCCUUAGAUUUUUUGCAGAAGGGGGAUAUCAGAGAGGAGCUGGCAACGAUUUGUUUGUUGGAAUGGCGCAACCAACCGUUUCAAAGGGGCUAAGUGAGGUGCUGGAUAUAUUUGAAGCAGUUGUUUGUCCACAAGUCAUCAAAUUUCCAUCAGGAGAUAGCGAGAAGAGCAGUAUAAAACAUGCAUUCUUCCAAAAAACUGGGUUUCCCGGUGUGAUUGGGUGCAUUGACGGCACCCAUAUCAAAAUUGUAGCACCUUCAAAGGACAAACACCUGUUUUAUAACAGGAAAGGAUUCUAUAGCAUUAAUGUGAUGUUGGUAUGCGAUCAUACAUUAAUGAUUCGCUACGUUGAUGCUAAUCAUCCAGGGUCAUCUCACGAUUCGUUUGUGUUUAAUGCCAGUUCGUUAAGUAGUUACCUAAACACUAGAUACGAACGGGGUGAAAGAAAUACCUGGUUGCUAGGUGAUGCGGGGUACCCUCUUAAACCAUUUCUGAUAACACCAUAUCGGACCGGAGCAAACGAUGAAAUUGAAAAACUUAGAUUCAACGAAAAACACUCUCGGACUCGGAUUACUGUAGAGAGAUCCAUCGGUGUUUUAAAGGCAACUUUUAGAUGCACAUUGGGUGCACGAGAGCUGCACUAUGGACCAGAAAAAGCUUCUCAGAUUGUAAAUGUUGUAUGUGCAUUACACAACUUACGAAUCAAGUUUAAUAUUAACUUGGACGAGGCAGUUGACAUUGAAACAGAUAACUCAUCAGAGAUCCCAUCUACUUACAAUGAUGAUGAUAGAAACGCUAACCGAAUUAGAGAUGACCUACUGAACUCAUUUAUGUAAGAGUCAAAUAGUUUCGAAAGAUUGAACU